Stegodyphus dumicola is the source of this 3110-nucleotide messenger RNA. RefSeq lists its product as uncharacterized. Gene Ontology annotation, molecular function: RNA binding; pseudouridine synthase activity. NCBI's taxonomy places the organism in Eukaryota, Metazoa, Arthropoda, Arachnida, Araneae, Eresidae. The record is from RefSeq and is a predicted model, not a curated record. Gene Ontology annotation, biological process: pseudouridine synthesis.
AUGAAUGUAAACAUGCCUUUGAAAUUGCUGCAUGUGUAUCGAGUUCAAAUAAGUGCCGAUCUGAGAAAAAUAAUGCUUAUUAAAAUGAAAUUAGUUAGCUUAUUGUUAUUUAAAAAAUAAAUUAUUUUAUAUUAUAAACUAUAUUAUUUUAUAUUACUACUCUAAGUACUUAUGUAUCCUGUUAAUAAAUCUCAUUGAGUACUUUUUUAAAAAGUUAUUGCAAACUGCUUACAUUCACCAUAAAAUAACAUUUAAAUCAAAUAAUUUAAUAUUAGUGAAAUGCUUCUGAGUGGAAGAUACUUACUGAUGCGCAAAAUAUACUUGGAAUACGCAGCUGCUAGUGUAAAAUUUAUUACUAUACGAGAUUUUCAUCUCACUUGUGCUUCGUUAGUUAGAAGAGCAGCAGCUACUGUCCGAAAGCCAGAUACAGAUGUGAGAGAUAACUUGCAGCAAAGAACUGCGUCUGAUCAUACCGUUAGUAGUAAUCGAAAUUUUUAUGGAAUUGAAAGCGACGAAGGUGUAAUUAUUAUCGACGAGAAAUCGUCUUCACAUAAAGAUGGGAGGAGUUUAUUGGAACUUAAAAAGCGGGAAGUAAAAGAAGAAGAAAAACUUCAUAGCAUAGCUUUUGGUCUUGUGCGUCGUGAUUCUGAAAAUGUGCCUAAGUAUCAUGGCCAGUAUGAUUCUGAUAUUAAUCCUGUAAUUAUAAGCAAAAGACGUAGUACUCCUAGUAAAACAACGCAUGAUACAAUCUUUACUAGCAAAGAAAACGAAUCCAUCGCUAUUGAAAAAAAAUCUGCCAGAGUUGAAGGUAGUGAAAGUGAGAAAACUUUUGUUCAGGUACAUGAAAAUCUUUCAAAUGUCGACAAAGUAUUUAAUUAUAAUUCAGAUAAGCCUUCCAGUUCUUGUGAAAUGCUUACCACUUCAGAGCUGCCGAUUGCUACUCGAGAUUAUGCUCAUGAUCCUGCUGUAAAUAAAAAAAACAUUUUUGUGAGUGAUUUUGAAGACUAUGAGCUAAAAAAUAAUUCUAAUAAAUGGAAUUCUGUAAUAUCUAACUGUAAAGAAAAUGUUGCAGAUGAGAGGUAUUCUCAAAAUAGUGUGAAAAAUGAGGUUGCUGAUCAUUGCAUAAAUAAAGCUGAUAUUAAAGAUAAUGGGAGCUUCAUUGAUGAGUGUUAUUUUCAUGAUAAUAUAAUAAAGGAUGAGAAUGUCAGUUGUCAUUCAAAGACAGCUACUACAAAUGAUAGUUUUAGCUUUAUAGAUGAAGUUUAUUUUCAAAACCAACAACUGCAAAGUAAUGAUUUGCUAGAAGCUGGAUCCCAUGCAACUGUUGAAAAAGAAGAAAGUAUUUUACAUCCUGAGAAAUUUAAUAUUAAGUCUAAAUUCACAGAUAUUAAAGGAAAUGAAAUACAGGAUGUAGAAAGGAAUGAAAAUUCACCUUUUGCUUCCUCUUUUGACAAAACAGAUGGAGAAUUAAGUGAUGCAUAUCCAUAUGAAGUUCAGGAAAAAGAAGUAACAUUAGAUAUCCCUAAAAGAGGUGUAAAUUUUAAAGGGAAGCAAAAUUCUCAUCCUUCUUAUGAGCCUUCUAAAGCACAAAAGUUAAGUUUUCUUGAUGAAUUAUGUUUUCAAAAUUUAGUAGAGGAUAAGGAUAAACAUUUAGAUAUUGGUUUGAAUUCAUACCAGCAAAAUGAUGCUGUAUUAAACUCAUUACCCCAAAAAAGUCUGAGUUCUAUGUCAUGUGAUGAAACAGCUGCUAUCUAUCAAAAUAAAAUAUCCAAUGAAGGUCUGCAAUCAAGAGAAAAAGUGUUACCCUCUACAGAGUCCAAAUCAGGUUUUGAAAGCUCUUUAAACCACAUUAUUUCCAAAACUGAGCAAUAUGAGUCUGAAAAAAACUCAUUACAUACACAGGAAAUAAAUGCACCAAAUAUUCCUAAAACAGAAACAGGAUCUCGAAAAAGAUCAAUACGUAAUGUAAAUUUGAGUGAUGAAUUGAGUGGGGCUUCUGUAAAAGAUGAUACACAAAAUCAAGUUGCUAAACUUGAAACUGCACAUGAUUAUGUAGAAAAAUUAAGAAAAGAAAAAAAAGUAAUUCAUCAUGAAAUAAAAAAAGGUAAGCUUCCUGUUCCUGAUGAAGAUUUACGAGAUAGUAAAGGUUUUAGAAUUUUAAAACAUCAAGUCCCUAACUUAUUGAAUUUUACUCGAGAUGAAAUCUUAGAAAUGCUAACUCAAAGAGUUCUGUAUUCUGAUGAUAAUGUCAUUGUUCUCAAUAAGCCAUACAAUUUAGUGAUUCAUGAAUCUGAAACUGCUAAGGAUGCUUGCUUGUCAUCAUAUUUGGAUGAUUUGGCUCAAGAAUUAGAUAAGAAAAACCCUCAUCCUAAACUUUAUACUGUUCAUAGGCUAGAUAAAGAAACCACUGGAUGUUUGUUACUUGCAAGAAAUGAAAUUACAGCACAAUAUUUGAAAUCAUUAUUUGCUCAACGUAAAAUUUCAAAAACAUAUUGGAUAGUUACUACAAAGGUACCUGAGCCUGAAGAAGGCAUCAUUGAUAUUCCGAUUGCUGAAGGAUUUGUUGAAAAAAAGUCAAGAAUGGUGCUUCAUCCAGAUAUACCUGAUGAUGUGCCAUAUAAAAACCAUUCAAAGCAAGGUAAAAGAGCAGUUACUUCAUACAAGGUUCUAUCUGUAUCUGGUAAUGCUGCUCUUGUAGAAGUGAAACCAGAAACUGGAAUUAAACAUCAAAUCCGUGUUCACUUUGGUUUUGGCUUGGACUGCCCAAUACUUGGUGAUCACAAAUAUUCACAUCUCACCAAGUUAGCACCACAGAAACUACCAAGUGACUUGCUGCAGAAGUUAUAUGUCAGGCAAAGUAAAGUACGUUACAUCCCUUUACAUAUUCAUGCUCGAAACAUUGUAGUACCAGAAUACUUGGAAGGAAGGAAUUUGUUUGUUAUGGCUCCUUUACCUCAACACAUGCUGAAGAAUCUAAAGGCUCUAAAAUUAAAAAAAUAACAAAUUUUCAAUUACUUGAAUUGAAUAUAUUUAGAAUAAGGAAAUGCCAUAUUUAAAUACUGAUGAUAUAAUCUUUUCAUUUCAAAUAAAUGCAUAUUUUUUAAAGCUAC